AUGAAUAUCGCUGUGAAUCGUAUCAUGAAAGAAUUUAAAGAAAUAGUGACGAAUGAAUCCAAUGGAAUUGAGUUACACAUGCCAGAAGGUGAAUUGACAAGAGAUUCACCGAAUGCAGCAUCAAAUAAAAAAGAAAUUUAUCUAACUGGAUCAGUUCUGGGACCACCUGACACAGCUUACACUGGAGCUCGAUUUAAUGUUGAUAUUAUUGUUGUUGAUACUUAUCCAUUUAAUCCACCUAAAGUUCGAUUUACAACAAAAAUUUGGCAUCCAAAUAUUAGCUCUGUUACCGGUGCGAUUUGUCUUGAUAUUCUUAAAGAUCAAUGGGCUGCUGCAAUGACUAUACGAACAGUAUUACUUAGUUUACAAGCAUUACUUGCAACACCUGAACCCGAUGAUCCACAAGAUGCUGUUGUUGCCAAUCAAUAUAAAAAGGAUAGAAAAUUAUUUGAAAAAACAGCUCGACAUUGGUCAAAUGUUUAUGCCAAUGGACCAACAGCUGAACCUGAAUGUGAUGCAGCUGUAGCAAGUCUUGUUGAAAUGGGUUUUUCAGAGGAAAAAGCUCGUUCAGCAUUAUCGACAUUGAUGUGGAAUACCAGUGAUGCUUUAGAAAGUUUAUGUAAACCUUAA
Molecule: messenger RNA, 630 nt
Organism: Adineta steineri
Lineage: Eukaryota; Metazoa; Rotifera; Eurotatoria; Adinetida; Adinetidae
Source: the annotation of a GenBank genome assembly